UAGGACAAUCCCAUAAUGAGGUGAAAGUAGCAUUGUAUCGUCAAUGCAAGAUGGACUGGGGAUAUAGUUUGUGCUCAAACACAAAUUACAAUUGCAUUUUAUGCAUCUAAACAAUGUAAUAUAUUUUCUUGGAAAUCUGUAAUCUUUAAUCCAGUACUUGAGUGCGGUGUGUAGUAAAGAUAAUACUCUAGUUUAUUACGGACUAUAUCUGCUAUCUAAAAUAUUAGUGAAGAACUCAAUAAAGAUUUUUUUUGAGUUAUAUGUUCUGAAGAAAAUACCUGCCGACAACUGUGAAAAGUUUCUGCACACCCUUGUGUUUAUCUUUUUGCAGCAGCUUCUGCUUCAUUAUUAACGUUUCGCGGUGCAUAGGAAAAGCGAUGCAGUUUUAAUUCAGUAUUGUACUUUUGGUUGCAGUGAACGUUAGUACUACGUUAUAAGACGCUGAGUAGUGGCAGGAUAAUAAAGGAUAAGACAACAGUCAUUUAGUGUAUUAACGAGAGGACAAAACUUUCAUUUGUUCAAUGGGGAGUAUUGGUGUGACCGUUACGCUAUCGGAUAUGGAUAAAAAUCUGGAAGGAAAACCAAAGGACAGAAAUGACCCCAAGGUUCUUGACGACCCAGUGCAAAAUGCAAUGGGUCAACUGGGACGAUGGCACAUUGUUAUCUGCAGUGCCCUAUUUUUCGUGAAAUUUCCAGUAGCCAUGCACAAUAUGGCAAUUAUAUUUCUUUCGCCACCCCCGUCUUUUCGAUGUGUCUCACCGCCUGGUAUUAGCGAUGGAUGUUCAGCGGAUUGCAAGCAGGUGGAGUAUAACCGGACAGUCUUCACAGAAACUAUAAUCACUCAAUGGGAUUUGAUAUGUGACAAGAGCCAACUGGCAAACUUAUCGCAGACCAUAUUCAUGCUGGGCGUGCUCAUUGGGAAUUUCGGCUUUGGUGUCUGGUCUGAUAAGAAGGGACGGCGUCCUCCAUUUUUAGCUGCUAUCGUUCUGCAAUUAGUUGCUGGUACCUUGGCUGCUUUCGCUCCAUGGUUUUGGCUCUUUUGUAUCUUGAGAUUCAUCACUGCUGCAGCUACGGGAGGAACAAUGUGCACAGGGCUAGUUAUCGUCAUGGAAAUCAUCGGAAAGAAAUGGCGUGAACUAUUCUCAGUUCUAUACCAAGUUCCAUUUUUCCUUGGGCAUCUGUGCUUACCAUUAGCUGCCUAUUUCUUCAGAGAUUGGCACCAUUUUCAACUAGCUAUAUCCCUUCCUGUUGUCCUUUUAUUGUCGUAUUACUGGCUGGUCCCAGAGUCACCCAGGUGGUUAUUCACAGUCGGAAAGUUGGAUGAAGCAAGUAAGAUUCUGCAGAAGGCCGCUGAGCGGAACAAUCUACCCACGGAAAACAUUCGAAGUGACUUAGAAAAGACCUUCAAAGAGAAAGAUAGCAAGGAUGAAACCUCGAAAGGGAAUGUAGUUGAUUUGUUCCGAACACCAAACAUGCGUCAAAAAAGCUUAAUUUUAAUAGUUACAUGGUUCAUAUGUGGGUUGACCUAUUUUGGAGUUGCACAAUAUGUGGGUCAUGUAGAAGGAGACAUUUUCCUAAACGUGGCGGUUAGUGCCCUCCUGGAGCUGCCUGGAACUGUGAUUUGUAUUGUGAUGAUGAAAUAUUUCGGACGACGGGUUUCAGUGAUGAUAUCAUGUGCAUUAACAGGCGUGGGGAUGUUGUGUAUCGCUUUUAUAUCGAGGGACAUGCAAUCGCCAAUAGUUGCCUUAGCUUCAAUUGCCCUUGUAUCCAUGAGUAUCGCAUACCAGACAUUUUACUUGUACGGAUGUGAGCUGUUUCCUACAGUGGUGCGGAAUGUAGGGGUAGGAAUAUGUUCGAUGUCAGCUCGGGCAGGAUCCACUGUGGCUCCGUUUAUAGUCGGUUUUGGGACAAGAAACUAUCUAGUGCCGCCAAUUAUUUUCGGAGUACUUCCUUUGACAGGAGCUCUCUUAACAUUUUUCUUACCGGAAACUAAGGGGUUUGUUCUACCGGAAACGAUCGCAGAUGGAGAAAAAUUUGGAAAGAAGGAAGGAAAGGUGAAAACUUGAAAUAUUGGAUGAAAUUGUUAUGUAGUUUCGUCACUUAUCGUUGUUAUGUAGUUGGUGUUAGCUGAUAAGAAAUGAGUUAGUAAAGUAAAUAAUGACUUUUAUGUAUUUAUUUAUAGAAUUAAAUGUUUAUGUUUACAUAA
Messenger RNA from Hermetia illucens (black soldier fly), 2206 nucleotides. RefSeq names its product organic cation transporter protein-like. The record is from RefSeq and is a predicted model, not a curated record. Gene Ontology annotation, molecular function: transmembrane transporter activity. Lineage: Eukaryota; Metazoa; Arthropoda; Insecta; Diptera; Stratiomyidae. The coding region runs from base 522 to 2066 and encodes 514 amino acids. Gene Ontology annotation, cellular component: membrane. The transcript has 4 exons. Gene Ontology annotation, biological process: transmembrane transport.